AUGAAUACUGCUUUGCCUUCGAUACAAUUGUCUGUUGAUUACUCACUCUUGUCGAGAGAUAUUAGUGAUUUCUUACAACAUUUCAAAGUGGAUAUACUUGAUGAUCAAAUGGAGAAUGAUGAAGAAAAUGAUGGUAUCGGUAAAGGUCCCAAAUAUAUGAAGAUCCUUCAGGAGGUCGCUAAUAGAAAAAUUGAUUCGGUCAUUGUGGAAUUAGAUGAUAUUUUGCAAUAUCAAAAUGAAAAAUUCCUAGAAGGUGGAAUUUCGAAUGAUUUGGUAUCAUGUAUACAAGAAAAUGCAACUCAUUUCAUUGAAUUAUUCUGUCGCGAAAUUGAUAAUUUGAUGCCACUGCCCACAAAGGAUAUCAGCUAUAAAGAUGAUGUCUUAGAUGUUAUAUUGACUCAAAGAAGAUUGAGAAAUGAAAGAUUGAUUUCUGACAGAACCAAUGAACUAAGAUCAGAAAACUUGAUGGAUUCAAAUACAAAUGAUUCACAACAAUCACAAGCUUUGAGAGAAUUAGCUGAAGAUGAAAGUGAAUUGUUCCCAUCUAAUUUAACAAGACGUUAUUUCUUCUAUUUCAAGACACUAUCACCACAGAGCGUUCACCGUCACAAACAUCACGGCGCCAAACAGCAUGUGGCCGUUCCUUUAUCAGUGAGGCAAAUUAAAGGUGACUUCUUAGGUCAGUUAAUUACAGUAAGAGGUAUAGUUACCAGAGUCUCUGAUGUCAAACCUUCUGUCAUGGUAAUAGCAUACACAUGUGACCAAUGUGGCUAUGAAGUAUUUCAAGAGGUCAAUUCACGUACUUUUACGCCUUUAUCAGAAUGUACAUCACGCGAAUGUUCCCAAAAUCAAACUAAAGGCCAAUUGUUUAUGAGCACAAGAGCCUCCAAAUUUAGUGCCUUCCAAGAAUGUAAAAUUCAAGAAUUGUCACAACAAGUACCUGUCGGUCAUAUCCCAAGAUCUUUAACUAUUCAUGUAAAUGGUUCAUUGGUCAGAUCAAUGGCACCAGGUGAUAUUGUUGAUGUGAGUGGUAUAUUUUUACCAUCGCCGUAUACAGGUUAUAAGGCAUUGAAAGCAGGUUUAUUAACGGAAACUUUCUUGGAAGCACAGUUUGUACGCCAACAUAAAAAGAAAUUCGGCUCUUUUAAUUUAAACAGUGAAAUGGAGGAAAGAGUGCAUGAAUUAGUGGCACAAGGAGAUAUCUAUGAUAAAUUAGCCAAAUCAAUAGCACCAGAAAUUUAUGGCAACUUGGACGUCAAGAAAGCGUUACUAUUAUUGUUAGUUGGUGGUGUUGAUAAGAGAGUAGGUGAUGGUAUGAAAAUUAGAGGCGAUAUUAAUAUCUGUUUAAUGGGUGAUCCUGGUGUUGCAAAAUCACAAUUACUCAAGGCUAUUUGUAAGAUUUCUCCUAGAAGUGUCUAUACCACGGGUAAAGGUUCUUCUGGUGUUGGUUUAACAGCAGCAGUGAUGAAGGAUCCUGUUACAGAUGAAAUGAUUCUAGAAGGGGGUGCCUUGGUCCUUGCUGAUAAUGGUAUCUGUUGUAUCGAUGAAUUUGAUAAGAUGGACGAAAGUGAUAGAACUGCAAUUCAUGAAGUUAUGGAACAACAAACCAUUUCUAUCUCUAAAGCUGGUAUUAAUACAACAUUGAACGCACGUACGUCCAUUCUUGCGGCUGCAAAUCCAUUGUAUGGUAGAUAUAAUCCAAGACUAUCUCCUUUGGACAAUAUCAACUUGCCUGCAGCCUUAUUGUCAAGAUUUGAUGUUAUGUUUUUAUUAUUAGAUACACCAAACAAAGAAAACGAUGAAAAAUUAGCUGCACAUGUAUCAUAUGUUCAUAUGCAUAACAAACAACCAGAUUUAGAUUUUGAACCCAUUCCACCAUCAAGAAUGAGAGAAUACAUUGCCCUUGCAAAAUCAAAGAGACCUGUUAUGAACGAAGAAGUUAAUGACUAUGUUGUUCAAGCCUAUAUUAGGCUAAGACAAGAUUCGAAAAGAGAGAUGGAUUCCAAAUUUUCAUUUGGUCAGGCUACACCAAGAACAUUGUUAGGUAUAGUUAGACUAUCACAGGCUCUAGCAAAAUUAAGAUUGGCUGACAGUGUUGAUGUUGAGGACGUAGAAGAAGCCCUGAGGUUGGUAAGAGUCUCAAAGGAAUCUUUAUACCAAGAUAACCGUAAAUCUAAAGAAGAUGAGAACCCAACCACACAAGUAUAUACAAUCAUCAAAAAGAUGUCUCAAGAAUUUGGCAAAUCCCUACCAUACGAGAAUAUCGUCAAGACGGUAAGAUUAAGAGGGUUUACCAUGCUGCAGUUGAGCAACUGUAUCAAGGAAUAUUCAUAUUUGAAUGUCUGGCAUUUAAUCAACGAAGGUAAUAUUCUUAAAUUCGUCGACGAUGGUAAUGAAGAUGAAGAUUUGAAUUCUGAUUCAGAGUCAAUGGCACACUCGCCAUUAAAUGAUCCACCGUUACUGGCACCUCAAAGCCAAGGAACCCCAGAAAACUCUGAAAUUGUUCAAUCUGAUGAAGAGAUGCAAGAUUGA
This is a messenger RNA of Kazachstania africana CBS 2517, 2532 nucleotides long. RefSeq names its product DNA replication licensing factor MCM7 (gene MCM7). Lineage: Eukaryota; Fungi; Ascomycota; Saccharomycetes; Saccharomycetales; Saccharomycetaceae. The coding region runs from base 1 to 2532 and encodes 843 amino acids. Gene Ontology annotation, molecular function: ATP binding; single-stranded DNA binding; single-stranded DNA helicase activity. The transcript has a single exon. Gene Ontology annotation, cellular component: nucleus; MCM complex. Gene Ontology annotation, biological process: DNA replication initiation; DNA replication; double-strand break repair via break-induced replication. The record is from RefSeq and is a predicted model, not a curated record.